GAUAAAUCGUUGGUGGAUUCCUGAUUCCCAUCACCCUGUGCCAUGGAGAGCAAGCCAAGUGCAAGUGCUGUGCCCACUCUGCCCCUGCCAGAGUUGCCUUCGGAAAAUGUAGAGGAAGUGGAUCAUUGCGGACAGGCGACCCACAAGGUCUUGAAUCAGUCCAGUCCCUUCAGCAAUUUCAACGCCUUCGCGGACCUUGCGCUCCGCAGCGGCGUGGCCAUGCACAGCGGCCUCUGGGGUUUUCAGGCGCUGGAGCAGCUGGGAGCGAAGGUUGGAAGCGAGGAAUGGCAGCAAAAAGCCACUGAUGCAAACCGUCAGGUGCCGCGCCUGGAGAACUUCGAUCGUUUCGGGCAGCGGAGAGAUGCGGUGGCCUUCCAUCCCGCGUAUCACGAGUUGAUGGAGCUUGGGCUCUCCUCCGGCGCGGCAGCCUUCGCAUGGCAGAACUUCCGAAGGCCUGGAGCUCAUGUGAUCAGAGGUGCCUUGAUGCACCUGAUGUAUCAGUUGGAUCAAGGAGUUUGCUGCCCCAUCACCAUGACCUUUGCAGCGAUUCCUGCUCUGGACAUGGCGAUGGUGGACAGGAGCAAGUCGGAGACGGCUGCAUUUCUACGAAGCUUCAGAGAGAAGCUGACUUCUGGGAAGUACUGCGCCAAAGAUGUGCCAAUCUCCUCCAAAGAUGGGGCCACCUGUGGCAUGUCUAUGACUGAGAAGCAAGGAGGUUCAGAUGUGCGAGCCAACAUGACGGAAGCCAAACCUGUCGUACCUGGGAAGGCAGCAGCAGGUGAUGCCUUUUGGUUGGUUGGGCACAAGUGGUUCACAUCAGCACCGAUGAGUGAUGCCUUCCUCACCCUGGCCCAAAGCAAAGAGGGUGUGAGCUGCUUCGUUGUUCCACGCUGGCGGCCAGAUGGACGAAAAAAUGCUGGCUUCAAUGUUCAGCGCCUGAAAGAGAAGAUCGGAGACAAAUCGAACGCAUCCAGUGAGGUGGAAUAUCGCAACGCUUGGGGCGUCAUGAUUGGAGAGCCUGGCCGUGGUGUCAGGACCAUUGUUGAGAUGGUGGUCCACACGCGCUUGGAUUGUGUCAUAGGCAGCUCGGCCCUAAUGCGAUUGAGUGCCCAGCUGGCCUUCCAUCAUGCGACUGAGCGUUGGGCCUUCGGGCGGCCGUUGAUUCAGCAGCGCUUGAUGCGACAUGUCCUGGCGGACUUAGCCCUCGAAUCCGAAGCCGCCAUGGCCACCUGGUUGCGCCUGGCUCGAGCCCUCGACCAACAGGAAGCUGAUUUGGCCAGGAUUGCCACGGCCAUCAGCAAGUAUUACGUUUGCAAGCGUUCACCACUCGUGGCCUAUGAAGCCAUGGAGUGCCACGGGGGCAAUGGCUAUGUGGACGACUCGCCCAUCGCACGGCUCUUUCGACAAGCGCCACUGAAUGCCAUUUGGGAAGGCUCUGGCAAUGUGAUAUGCCUGGACAUCCUGCGAGCCUUGCGCAAAGAGCCGGAGACGGCCUCGGCCAUCCUGGCUGAACUGCAGAGAGCCUCGGAGCUCCUUAGCUCGAGCAGCCAAAGAGCUGGAGAGGUGGGGAAGGGCUACCUGAACACCAUAGAACACAUCAAAGUGGCUUUGUCGGAUCCUAUGGACAGCAACUUUGGUCGCGAGAGCGCAGAUCAGCUGGCCAUUUCUUUCCAGGCAAGCUGCCUCCUUCAAUACGGCGAUCCCUUGGUGGCUGAAGCAUUUUUGGCCACUCGCUGGACUCAGCUGGGACUGACAACGCAGUCUUUGGGAAGCGCCACGUCGUCGUUGCCAGAGAGUCUUAUUGAUCAUCUUUUGGAGCGACUUCGAAUGUCCCCCAGUCCUCGCCUUUGAAGUCGAGCCUGGGGAUCCGCGCAGGCGGAAAACUCCAGGGCCCUUCUGGGCCCACGGAAAGCUGAGAUCUGGAAAAA
Molecule: messenger RNA, 1928 nt
Organism: Cladocopium goreaui
Lineage: Eukaryota; Dinophyceae; Suessiales; Symbiodiniaceae
Source: the annotation of a GenBank genome assembly